AUGGCAAUGGUGCUUGAAGCCUGCUUCACCUUCGCCGCGGGUCAGGCCAGAUGUCUUGUGAGCUCUCAUCCAAGCACCCCAAUCCGCAGGUCUGCUGCUAGUGGGCUUCUGAACAUCGAUUGUGUGGAUGCUGGCGUGUUUCGCACAUACUUUCGAUUCGAAAAAAACAAUAUAGGCAGGUUGAAGACCGCUUUGCUGAUACCGGACACCAUUUACACUGCUCAGAGGAUAACUGUGUCGGGAGAAGAGGCACUUUGCCUAACUUUGCGCAGGCUUGCGUACCCGAACAGGUUGAGUGAUCUGGAGUGCCUUUUUGGGAGGCACUACUCUGUGAUUUUAGUGGUGACCAACCAUGUGCUUGGACACAUUGAAAGCAACUUUGGGCACCUUCUCCGCGACGUCAACAACCACAAGUGGCUGGAUCUCGCUGCCUUGCAAGAAUUCUCGCACGCCGUUCAUUCAAAGGGAGCGCCCCUCACCAACUGCUGGGGAUUCAUUGAUGGCACGGCACGCCCUAUAUGCCGGCCUUCGGAAAACCAGAAAAUAUUUUUUUCUGGGCACAAGCGCACCCAUGCCGUCAAGUACCAAUCUAUAAUGUGCCCUAAUGGAAUCAUUGCCCAGCUGAGGGGACCGUACUAUGGCAGUCGACACGAUUCAGGUACACGAUUCAGACAAAUGUACAAAUUAGGACAUGUUGCUCACGUGCGAGAAUUCUUGCAAGGCAGCGAGAACCAGCCACUUGUGGUUGUUGACAUCGCGGAGAAGGUGCCCAAAGUUGUUUUCAAUGUGCCCAAGCCCAUGGUUGGUCACCACUGA
Messenger RNA from Dermacentor silvarum, 816 nucleotides. RefSeq lists its product as uncharacterized. The coding region runs from base 1 to 816 and encodes 271 amino acids. Lineage: Eukaryota; Metazoa; Arthropoda; Arachnida; Ixodida; Ixodidae. The transcript has 5 exons. The record is from RefSeq and is a predicted model, not a curated record.